AUGCCUAGUCAAGUGUGCCUAUUACUUGGCCUUCUGCUGGUCGGGCAGGUCCUGGCACAGGACUCCGAGGAGACGGCUGUGGAGGCGGGCUCAAUAGAGAGCCUAACUGAGGAAAAGUGUGGCAUGAAGCGCAGUGGAUGCUGCUCGGAUCUGUAUCUGGGCGAUGAGGAGACGCUGAUGAAAUGCUUCUCCAUACAUUCCAAUCGGCUGCCACCGGAUGGCGAUAAAGACAUGGGCAAAACGCUCAAGUUUCUGUCGUGCUUCGUGGAGUGUCUUUAUAAGCAGCGCAAGUAUAUAGGCAAGAGCGAUACGAUCAAUAUGAAGAUGGUGAAGCUCGAUGCGGAGAUACUGUACGCGGAUCGACCCAAGGAGCAGGCGUAUCACAUCAAAAUGUUUGACUUCUGUCGCAAGGAUGCCAUGACCGUGUACAACCUGCUAAAGACCAGCCCGGGCGCCAAGGCCAUGCUGAAGAACGCAUGUCGACCCUUUCUCCUGAUGGUAUACCUCUGCCAGUCGGACUAUCACCAGAAGCACGAGUGUCCCUACUUUCGUUGGGAGGGCGACGAGAAGGCGGGCACCAAACAACAGUGCCACGAUGCCAGGGCCAAGUGCUAUGCGAUCGAUGGCAUUGCAGCACCCGAAGACAGUAGCACAUGA
Messenger RNA from Drosophila novamexicana, 657 nucleotides. RefSeq lists its product as uncharacterized. The transcript is spliced from 4 exons. Bases 1 to 657 code for a protein of 218 amino acids. The record is from RefSeq and is a predicted model, not a curated record. NCBI's taxonomy places the organism in Eukaryota, Metazoa, Arthropoda, Insecta, Diptera, Drosophilidae.